AUGGCUGAAGUUAAUGAGACAGUGAAGAUAAACAAAUGGGAUGGAGCCGCCGCAAAAAAUGCUAUUGAUGAUGCUAUUAGAGAGGUGCUGACUGGAGAUUUAAAAUGCAAUGAAAGUUUUGCACUUAUUGAUGGAAGAUUGUUUCUUUGUGCUCUGGCUGUAGGUGUGGCACUUUAUGCCCUGCUAUGGGAUUACCUUUAUCCUUUUCCACAAUCAAGAUUGGUCCUAAUUGUUUGUGUGUCAUCAUAUUUCAUUUUGAUGAGUAUUUUGACUCUAUACACAACAUUUAAGGAGAAAGGAAUAUUUGUAGUUGCAAAGGAAAAAGUUGGAAACAAUACCAGAGUUUGGGAAGCCAGCUCUUAUGUCAAAAAGCAUGAUGAUAAAUACAACUUGGUUAUUGUAAUGCGUGAUUCCACUGGCAAGAGUCGGGAAGCGUCGUUCAACAAGUCUUUCGCUAACUAUAUUGAUACAAAUGGCGCAGUUGUUCAAACCAUUGUGACAAAUGAAAUCACAAAACUUUACAACUCACUAUCAUCAGAGAAGAAGGAAAAGUGA
Molecule: messenger RNA, 555 nt
Organism: Pieris macdunnoughi
Lineage: Eukaryota; Metazoa; Arthropoda; Insecta; Lepidoptera; Pieridae
Source: the annotation of a GenBank genome assembly